UAUUCAUUACCUCAUGUACCUUUAAAAUAUCACAUUUUCGACGACCGAUGGACUCCCCGUCCGUUGGGCCGGCUGAAGUGUCUGUCAUUGGCCGCAGAAGAACAUCUUCUGCACAGAGUACUAGUUUUGAGUACCCUACUAAUUGUCGUGUUGAGGAAGAUAUCCUCUCUCGCAUUCGUGCACUCGUUUUAUCUCGUAACACAAGUCGUCCCCCUCGAACCCCCCAUCCAUCUGAUGAGCGCAACCCCCCGCGCCACGAAAACAGAGCUUUCGGAAGCCUCGACGACUAUAUCAGUCCCCAAAAGCCUACAAGAGGUGCACACUCUGAUUCUGGAUACUUGGGCGUAGAGCCACAUGCCUGUAACUUUCGGGGCUCAGACGGUAGCAUGGAUAUCGACGUCCCACCUCUUCAAAGAUCUCGACAAAAUUCCAACCCUAGUGUGUCUCCGAAACGCACAGCUAGAUUAAGAGGCUCGAGCUCUGCAAACGAUCUUCGAAUCGACGGUGGUGUUACUGAUAUUGAUCCUUCCACUGACUCAAAGCUGCUCAAGUCAACAUCUACGCCCAAGAAGAAAUAUUUCACGCUUCCUAGAUUGGUAGUACGAGAUAUCAAAGAGCCUGAUUACCCCAGCGGUACCAAAAUCGCAGUUGGAUCCUGCAUGCCACCGUUAAAGAAUAUAUACCAAAAGGUUCCUUCCGAGGAUACAUCUGAUCAGGAUGCCAAUUCGACUUGUCCUCAUUGUGAGCAGCCAACCGACGCGGAUUGUCCGGAACUUGCAGUAGUCGAUGCAAAGUUAUCGAGAUUCUCCACGCUUCCCCAGUCUCCUCCAGAAGAAGUGAAGGGUCAACCAGAAAUCGUCUGUUCCCCAACAUGUCCUCCAAAUUGCCAAGAACACUACAUCUAUCACCCGCUACCCAAUAUUAUGCCCCCGGCAGAUCAGCUCAAGAUUGACAUAAGGUUGGCUGGAGAUGAAACAACUAACCUUGACUUUGCACUCAAUGAUAUCAAAGCUCAUGAGGCUUUAGGAGAAUCCUUGGGCUACAAACCCAAAUCACGCGAAUCUCGUGUCCAGGAUAAUAUGAAAUCAGAGUCAUCCUUCAGAACAGCAACCAUAACGAAUCCAAGAGAUACUGAAGGAUCUCCACCUCCAACCCGAGGGAGCAGUGUUAGCUCGGUUGAUACAUUUCCCCAUGUUUUGACCAGUGAGAUGGCUGUUGAUGAACUAGUUUCCCGACCACUUUCUUCAGCGGUCGUCACCAAUUUCAGCUUACCAGGGCCUAAAGCCAAAGCUACUAUUUCUGUAUCUAAGGAUGAGACGCGACAAGCUGUGCCUCCCAAACUAGGUCGAUCUCCCUCUGUUGGAUCUAUUCGUGCUAUACCAAAAACACCUUCAUUACUUUCUGGAGCAUCCAGAACCUCUGUCCGCCACUCCUUGCUCAAAACAUCUCUAGCCACAGGCACGCCAGUAGAUACUGGGCUACCAGUCUCACCAGUCUUAACGCCUGUGACAUUAGCAUCCAAUAGCGCAACAGAAAAGGUUACUUCGCCACAGCAGAUCGCCACGCCGAGCUUGGGCACAAAAAUACCGCUAGAGCCUAUACUGGCAGAUCUUGCUGCGGCAGCUAGUCUCUCUUCAAUAAACCGGACAAAUGAGAAAGACGGCUUGGAAAACCCCUCUGAGAUGUCAUCACAUGACAAAUUUGUUAUAGAAGAGAUGUCGCCUUCAUGUAUCAAGCUAGGCUAUAUUGACAAGUCAAGCCCAUCAGUCCCUUUAUUGACUGCUGUUGUAACCGUUCCCAAGAAACCAGAGUCAACGGAGAUCCUCAGAGAUACUUCUAGUAACAAACCCAGUAUUCCUGAACGCAAUGAAGCUCGUAAGAAGGUCCUUACAGAUCAGAAGUCCGUCGAAGAAAUACAACGAAGAGAUGCCUCUGAAGCCUUUCCAUCUAUCGAUCCUCUAAAUGCAUCCUACUGGGGCUUUGUCCCUGCAGUCAGAGACGCUGUUCAAAAUGCAGUCAAGGUAGCUGUUCGUAAUGCUAUACAAGACAUUGUCGUACCACCUGGGAUUGAAAAGGCCGAGGCAUCUGAUGCCUACAGAAUGCUUGUUGCUGAUUCCCUAGCUGCAGCAGCUAAAACUGCCGAUGAAUAUCUUCGACGGGAUUCUUUAUGGACCCAGGCACCGGAAUCGGCUCUUGAUUCAGCCCCCGAAUCCUACUUUGAUGACAAGUCGGCUCAGAUAUCAAGAAUCGAUUUCUCUCCAACCAAGGAAGACGUGCCUAAAUCUCAAGGCCUGACAGCAAAUGCGGGCGAAAUGGAAGAAAUACCUCUUGGCUCGACUAGUGGAAACAGGAGGCAUGAAUCUUCAAAAGCCACCACCACUAUCUAUAAUGCUAUCCCUCCACGGGACUCUUCAAAAAAUCGUGCUCAGGCAUCCAAGAAUGGGACCGCAAAUGUAUCCCCCACAUCUUCGCAAAAGGAUGCUUCAAGGCGACGUGAGUCAAAGGGAGCCUUGAUGUCAGUUGCAGAUUCUACCAACACUACUUCGGAUGACAGGACAAUGAAUAGCAAAAAUACCGUUCAUUGGCUCAAAGAGCUACUGAGCAGUAAUGAUGCAUAUGCACCUAGACUGACCGCCUUACCACCCCGGUCUCGACGAGCCGAAGCUCUAAGCGGGUCUAGUGGUCGCCAAAGGUCAUUCACAGCACCAACAGAGCCUGUAGAGGAACUAUUUCUUGGCGCUACAGCAAGCCCCCUUGAGACGAAGCCGAAAAUUACUUUUGCCGAUCCGAAAGACAAGGGGGCAGCUGUUGCAGCGACUUUUACAAGGACUAUCAACGAUCUUGAAAAACUUCUCAACGAAGCACUAUCGAUUGCGAAACAAGCUGCAGAGAGGAAUGACGACAACAGUGUCCCAAAUAUUCUCAAUAAUGCAGCGGCGAUCUUGAAAGGUGGUCGCCAAUUCAUGGAUAGUGGAAAAACUUCUGUCCCCCAGAAAGUUCGUAGAAAACCUAGAGCAGAAGUAAUGUCAAGCGUUGAAAGUUUGCCAAGUGCUCACGAAAGUGCUCGCAGUUAUUCUGGAACAAGCACCGAAGGCAAUACCGACGAUGAUGAGUUUACCGAUGAUGAAAUCAUAGAUCAGGCACCUACCACGGAUACUAUUAUCGAGGCGCCUGCGGAAAGGCAAGAAUACCUGAAGAUAAUCGAUCCUAGCCUUGAUACACCAGAACAAGAUUUUAGAAGACGCGAGCGAAGUGCAACUUGGGAUAGUUCUAGAGCUUUACAGGCUUUAGAUAUCCCGGUGGAUGCAAAGAAACAGAGAAUACUGACACAGCGCCACAGUAUACCAAGACAAAGCACUGCGGGAGUUUCGCCAUCAUCUGAGUCCAAUAGGGUCAAUUCCAAUCCAGUUAAUGGCAAUCUUGAGAAACCAUCAAGAACAACCACAUCGGGCGGCUUUGGCUGGCAAGACAUAUCUGAGCGUCCUACAAUCUACCAAUCUCCUAGUAUUUUGCGUUCCCAGAGUGGCGAAGAGGUGCGUCCUGGAAAGCAGCUCUAUGAAGAGGACACAACGACACUCGCAAAACUGCCAGUCACUACACUGCGUGGUAAAUCUUCGGUCUCGAAUAGUCUUGAUGGCUCACACCCCUCUGAGACGGUUGAUUUUCAGACCGGAUUCCAUCAUGAAUACAUUAUGCAGCAUGUCGAAGGACGAGGUGGGUUAGCUCGAAGUCAACCACGGAGUCGACUGAGAAGUCGAGCUCAGACACAAUACCGGCAGGUUGCACAAGGUGGCGAGGGUGGAGACGCGGGAGCAGGUGCUGGUGGUGAAGAAGAUAGAGAUAAAGUAGUGGAACUACGAGACCAGCGCCCGGCCAUGAACCGAGAUGGCUCAAACCGGUCAGCAAACAUAAACAUGAAUAUGAGCCAUCAUUUUUUUAAUCUCCAAGGUAAAAGGCAUGUCAGUCUAAAAGAGCAUAAAGGAUUCAGUCUAGCAAGAACCCAUAAGCGCAGACCUAUUGCCAGAGAUUGGUCUCCUUCUCGCAAGAGAUUCACGGCUGUUAUAACGUGUCUCAGUACGUUCCUCAUCGGUCUUGUAAUCGGGAUUUAUGCUGGUGAGGUCCCUUCGAUUCAAUAUUCGAUUGUGGACCUGCACCAUUUCACGGUUCUUGGAAACGUUUUCUUUUUCAUAGGUCUUGCUAUUCCGACAACUUUCUUUUGGCCGCUUCCACUCUUGCACGGUCGAAAGCCAUAUAUUCUUGGUUCAAUGUCACUUGCUAUGCCGUUGCUUUUCCCUCAAGCUCUGGCUGUUGGUGCAACUCGAAAUCCAAAACUGGCCGGUUGGAGAAUUGGCUUGCUUCUGUCUCGAUCAUUUAUGGGAUUUGCACUUGGGUUUGCUAACAUGAACUUUCUGUCCACUUUGAUGGAUCUCUUUGGCGCGUCACUUCAAAGUGCUAAUCCUCAUCAAGAAUACGUUGAUGAAGGUGAUGUCAGACGUCAUGGCGGAGGCAUGGGUCUGUGGUUGGGAAUAUGGACCUGGUGUUAUGUUGGGUCUAUUGGAGUUGGAUUCUUGCUCGGUGCAGUCAUUAUCAACUUCCUGACGCCUGCUUGGGGCUUUUACAUCAGUAUUGCCAUUCUUGCUCUAGUCUUGGUCUUGAAUGUUGUUGCUCCUGAAGUUCGACGUUCUGCUUUUAGACGAUCUGUUGCCGAAGUAAGGAAAGACGAUCAGGUUUCUAGAAGACUAGCAAAGGGCGAGGUCAAAAUGCAUAGAGUUCAUACUGGACCCAAGUGGUGGGGCGAGGAAUUUCAUCAUGGUGUGUUGUUGACGAAGAGUAUGAUGCGUCAGCCGGGAUUUCUGGUCCUAGCAUUCUAUCAAGCGUGGAUUUAUGGUCAGAUUAUUUUGAUCAUGAUUCUUCUCGGUUCACUGACUUCGAAAUACUACAAAUUCAAAUCUCCAUAUGUUGGGGCAAGCGUGGCAUCAAUUCCGCUCGGUGCACUCCUCUCUGUUCCAUUCCAAAAAGCGGGAGUCUUCAGUCGAGAACGUAAAGAGGGGAUGGAAAGUGACGAUGAUACCUUGAAGAAAAAGAAAAUCUCACUAUCAUCUCAUUUCGUUCGACCUUACACACUUUCAUCCACUGGACCACCUGUUCCAUUUAUUUUGCCUAUAAUAUGGGCUGCUGCAAUUGGUUUCCUCUCGAACCUCGCAGUCGCUGAAUGCAAUGGUAUCAUUAUGGAAACUUUCGAUACUUCUGAUCUUCAGCCUGGUAUGACGGGACGCCCAAGAAGCGGGAGUAAAUCCGGAAAAGUGACCAAUUACUCUUGUUUCCCACGCGUGUGUGCUGCCUUUGGAAUUACGCAAGGAAUGGGGUUUUGCAUCGCAGCGAUGGCAAGUGGUAUUGGAGGAGUAGCACAAAGACAUCUGGGCCAACAGGCCGCUACGGGCGUUAUGUGUGGUGUAUUACUGAUUCUUUCCAUCCUUCUCAUUUGCGUUCUCGCACGGUUUCAAGAUGUACAAAUUAUCCCAGAAUCGAAGACUGGCGAGAUGGAACGCUAUCAGGCAAUGAAGAGGGAACAAUAUAUUCAAGGGAACACAGGAAAUGGUGCGGAUGAAGAAUGGAGACCCAUUAUUAUUGGGAACCCAACACAUAUCAUGCGCAGAAUGAGCGUGUUGGAAAUGGGGAGUAUGACGAGGUGGACCGAGAUUCGAAAUAAAAAUCGAUUGGUGGAUGAAAAGAGUUUGGAGGCCAGACAUGCAAAUUUGAAUACGUUAGUUCAGGUAGAGAAGAAGUUGAAGGAGAAGAGAAAACAUGUCGUUGAGACAGUGAGGAGGAGCCUGAGUGGGAGCAGAGAUGGUGGGGAUGAUGUUAGAGAGUAUAGUUAUGAGGAGAAGGUUACGACUCGUAAUUUGGUGCCCGUUGGUGGGGCUGGGGGGUAUGGUGAUGAGAGGAUGGAUUUUAGAGAUGAUAGAAUGGGAAAGGUUAUGGGGAAUAGUGGGAGAGAGAGUCGAGGUGGGGAUGUGAGAGAGAGGGUGGUGCAGGAGAAGGAGGUUACGACAAAGCAGAGGAGUAAACUGAUCCCACAGGGUGAAUUGAGCGGGUUGACAGAAAUUGAUUUGGGGGUACCGGAAGCAGGAAAUGCUGAAGUGGAGGAACAAGGUGAGAGAAAUGGGGGUGCUAGGAGUAGAGGGCGGAGAAGUAGAGGAGAGACAAGAGAUAGUGCGAGGGAUGGAGAUAUAGAUAGGGACAGAGAGGGUUACGAUCCAAGAUUGAGGAGAGGUACGGUGGUCGGUAGUAGGGGGAUAUCAUUGGGGAGUUGA
Messenger RNA from Botrytis fragariae, 6314 nucleotides. Its product is annotated as putative polyamine transport protein. The record is from RefSeq and is a predicted model, not a curated record. Lineage: Eukaryota; Fungi; Ascomycota; Leotiomycetes; Helotiales; Sclerotiniaceae. Gene Ontology annotation, biological process: transmembrane transport. The transcript is spliced from 4 exons. Gene Ontology annotation, molecular function: transmembrane transporter activity. Bases 48 to 6314 code for a protein of 2088 amino acids.